This is a messenger RNA of Penicillium angulare, 2454 nucleotides long. RefSeq lists its product as uncharacterized. The record is from RefSeq and is a predicted model, not a curated record. Lineage: Eukaryota; Fungi; Ascomycota; Eurotiomycetes; Eurotiales; Aspergillaceae. Gene Ontology annotation, molecular function: calcium-dependent cysteine-type endopeptidase activity. Gene Ontology annotation, biological process: proteolysis. The coding region runs from base 1 to 2454 and encodes 817 amino acids. The transcript has 6 exons. Gene Ontology annotation, cellular component: cytoplasm.
AUGGAGUUCGAAGAUGAAAUGUACAUGGGUGGUGGUGCCGCUUCUUCUCGGUCUAACAGCCGGCCUCCGCACCGGUCGCGUUGUCAAGCCCCGCAGGAAUCUGUGAAGCAAUUCUGGGAACAGUUUAACACCAAGUACCCUGGGAAAGUGUACACAGUGCUGCCGGACAAUCCCUAUGCUCGGACUCGGGCGAAGCGGGUGCCCAACGGUGUCGUCCAGGGCCAUGAGGCUGUUAAAUCAUACGAGCAGGCUAAGCGAGAGUGUCUGAAGUCUGUUGAUCGAAUUGUGAAGGAGUGCCAGCGGGUGAAUCAGAAAUAUACGGAUCCUCAUUUCGAUAUCGAGUUAGAUCUGAAAUCAGGUCGGAAGAACUAUCUCUAUGGCCUGAAUCAGACAAAUGAGGAGAUGAGACCGCGGGGAGUAAAGAGAGUGACGGAAAUCUUUGAGAACCCCCAGUUCUACGUUAAUGGACCGACUGCAUCUGAUGUUCGUCAAGGCUAUGAUGGGGAUUGUUGGCUCAUGGCGGCGCUGUGCACCAUGGGUAACAAGUUAGAAUUGAUCGAGAGGAUUUGUGUCGCUCGUAAUGAGAUCGUUGGUAUCUAUGGUUUCGUCUUUUACCGCGACGGCGAAUGGCAACAGUGCAUAGUAGAUGACAAACUGUAUCUUCGUGCUGCGGAUUACGAUGAAUCGGUUGAUGAACGUCCUCUCUGGGAUGAUAUUAACGGCACAGAUGCGGAAGAAGAGUACCGACGAGUCUGGCAGACAGGCUCACGGGCGCUUUACUUCGCGCAAUGCGUGGACCCGAAUGAGACUUGGCUACCUUUACUAGAAAAGGCGUUUGCCAAGGCUCAUGGAGAUUACUCUGCUAUUGAGGGUGGCUUUGUCGGUGAAGCUAUCGAAGAUUUAACAGGGGGUGUCACUUCGGAGAUCCUUUCAAACGAUAUCCUCGAUAAAGAUCGCUUUUGGAAUGAGGAGUUGAUGAAAGUCAACAAAGAAUUCCUAUUUGGUUGUGGUUGUGGCAUGUUUUCAAACUGGUUGGAUCCCAAGUAUAAGGGCCCCCCACGAGACCGAAAGGGAAUCUCAGAGAACCAUUCCUAUUCGAUCAUGGAAGCUCGAGAAAUCAAAGGAUAUCGCUUGCUUCGGCUUCGAAACCCAUGGGGUAAAAAGGAAUGGCAUGGUGACUGGGGUGAUGGAUCUUCUCAAUGGACGGCAGAGUGGAUGGAGUUGCUCGGUCAUAAAUUUGGAAAUGACGGGUUCUUCUGGAUCUCAUACAAGGAUCUUCUUCGAAAAUAUCAGCAUUUCGACCGCACACGUCUCUUCGGGCCUGAGUGGACUAUCACACAACAAUGGACAACACUGAAUGUCCCUUGGUCUGCCGACUAUCAUAGCACCAAAUUUAUGAUGAAUGUGACUCAGAGUGGUCCGGUAGUCAUCGUUUUAUCCCAGCUUGAUGCCCGGUACUUCCAAGGACUUGCUGGUGAAUACAGCUUUGUGCUCAAGUUCCGUGUCCAGAAAGACGGUGAAGAGGAAUACAUGAUUCGCAGUCAUAGCAGCCACUUCAUGGGCCGGUCUGUCAAUGCCGAGAUCAACCUCGAGCCUGGCCGAUACCAAGUUCUCACGAAGAUCACCGCAUUCCGAGACGAAGAUGUCGAGCCAACUGAUGAGAUUGUCCGCCGUCUUGCAUCUGUCCGAAGGGAGAAACUCGUUCAAGUCGGUCUUUCUUAUGAUCUAGCUCACGCGAAGGGUCUAGUGAGAGAGACUGAACAAGAGCGAAAGGAGAAGGAGCACCGAAAAGCAUAUGAACGCAAGAAGCUUCGUGAAGAAACGAAGAGAAGGCUACAGAAGGAGUACAUCCGUGACCGUAAAAUGGCCGCGAGAGAACAACGCAUGGAUGCCCGUCGUUCCGGCCCAAUCCCCAAUGGCGCACCUCGUGGUCCUAUCCCGAGUCAAAUCCUGGCUGAAAAGCCCACCGCGUCGCCUACAGAAAGUCUCUCCAGCGAUGGCAGCGAUUUUAAGCCCAGCGUAAAUGGCUCUGUCCCAACUAUACAAUUUAAUGGACUCAAUGGUUUACACGCUCGCCAUGCAUCAACUGGCUCCCACCGAAGACGAACUGAGUCGCCGCGACCAAGUCUUAAUACUCGCCUCGCGACAGACAUGUUGGAAAUAAGUGAUAUCGAAUGGCUAGAGGGCUUUGAAUUUGACAGUGACCUCGAUAUGCCCCCAGAGGAUGCAGAACACAAAUCACGCAGUCCAAUGCCCAAAAUCGAGGGACCUGCUGCUGAUCCUUGGAAUGCUGUCUGUGUGGUUGGUCUGCGAGUUUACUCGAAGGACCCGAAACUCAGCCUGGAGGUAAUACAACCGAUACCAGAGGACGAAACUGAAGCUCCCCUGGAUAUGGAUGAUCCAGCUGCAUCUGCGACGAUUGAGAAGUCAUUUUGGAACCACAUGGUAAUCUAG